Manis javanica (Malayan pangolin) is the source of this 2537-nucleotide messenger RNA. It is a transcript of the gene CYB561A3, whose product is annotated as cytochrome b561 family member A3. Gene Ontology annotation, molecular function: oxidoreductase activity. Gene Ontology annotation, cellular component: lysosomal membrane. Lineage: Eukaryota; Metazoa; Chordata; Mammalia; Pholidota; Manidae. The record is from RefSeq and is a predicted model, not a curated record.
CUGCGAGGGGAGACUAAUUCCAGGGCUCUUGGCAUGCAGCCACAGCAGAGGAGGCCCCUCUCCAGGGCGGGCUCCAGGCCUGAGCUAACUGCCCUGUGCAUUGCCAGGUGCUGGGGUGGGGCCUCAGUCACUUCUCAUAACCAGAGUGCAGGCCCACCCAGCCCAUCAAGGCUUCACAGGGUGGUGCCAGGCUGACGGCAGGGGAGCUGAAGCAAAAAGUACUCACCCUUUGGGCCAAGGUCUGUGUUACCUCCUUUAGCCAGUGUGCAGGGCACACCCGUGCCAGCAGAGCCAUCAGGGAUGUGUAAUUUCCACUUCAUCCAGGAGUGCCUGAUCAGAAUGGCUAUGGGAUGGUUCUGUCUGCCUUUCUGUGCACUAUGGCUCCUGGGCUCGAUGUGCAUCCUCUUCACCAUCUACUGGAUGUGCUACUGGCAUGGAGGCUUUGCUUGGGAUGACACCAUUUUUAUGUUCAACUGUCACCCAGUGCUCAUGGUUGCUGGCAUGGUGGUGCUCUACAGUGCUGCUUCACUGGUGUACCGCCUGCCUUGGUCAUGGGUGGGACCCAAGCUGCCCUGGAAGUUUGCCCACGCAUUCCUGCACCUGACAGCCUUCAUCCUGACCAUCCUGGGGCUGGUGGCCGUCUUCAGGUUUCACAACCAUAAAAACACUGCCAACCUCUAUUCCCUGCACAGCUGGCUGGGCAUCACCACCGUCUUCCUCUUUGCCUGCCAGUGGUUCCUGGGCUUUGCCGUCUUCCUGCUGCCCUGGGCGUCCCUGAGGCUGCGCAGCCUCCUUAAACCCAUCCACGUCUUCUUUGGAGCCUCCAUCUUAUCUCUGGCCAUUGCGUCUGUCAUUUCCGGCAUUAAUGAGAAGCUCUUCUUCAGUCUGCAAAAUGCCACCAACCUGUACUCCAGUCUGCCCAGUGAGGCUGUCUUUGCUAACAGCACUGGGAUGCUGGUGGUGGUCUUUGGGCUGCUGGUGCUAUAUAUCCUUCUGGCUUCAUCUUGGAAAUGCCCAGAACCAGAGAUCCUGACGGAAAGACAGCCCCUGUUGCAUGAUGGAGAAUGAAGCAGGAAGUGGGUGCUGGGAGCCAUCAGUGGUAUGGUCUGGACUCCUCUCAGAAGCUCUGCUCUGCCUGGGGCUCCGUCUGUUUCAGCAGCAAACUUGCUUUGGUCUCUCGGCUAAGACCUCUCUCCUGCUCUCUGAAGUCAUGCUGGUUUCCCCUUUAGGCCCCUAGGGUUGUGGUACAAAAUCCCCACAGCCCAGGUAAGCCAGAACUUGAGUGCAGUCUGCAGUGUGAAAUGUGCAGGAGGUGACUGUCCCUCAGCUUUCCCAUUGAAGGCGUGCAUUUCAUUUAGGCCACCACCUGCCAUGGGGCAGGCUUCACCUGCCCUGUCAUCUCCUCCUGGACGUGAGGCUGGGUGGGCCCAUCGUGAGGUGAUGGAAUGAGUAGGGAGGGUGGUGGCAGGGCAGCUUCUGCAGAGAAGCCGAGCUGCGGCCUGCUCUUUCCUGUUGUCUCAUGUCACUGCGUUCUGUGCGUGCACGGUGGCCACUUGGCUCCACCUCUUCUAGAGGCUGCCACAGCUCGGGCCUGGGCCCCAGCCUUUCCCUGACUUACACUGCCAAGCAGCCUAGCAAACCCUGGUAACCUGCUUUCUCAAGAACAGACAGUGUGGCCCCAGCUUUCCCGACGGAUGAGUAGCAGGGGUGCCUCAGACUUCCUUUCCUUCUCUCUGGAUCAGGGCUUCCCUGCCUGUCCCCUGGCAGGUUCAGCCUGGCUCUUGGCAGGGCCCUAGCCAGCUAAGUUUCACUCCCCAGCUCACAUGCCUAAGUCGUGCACUGUGCCAGCCAAGCUCUGGGAGCCAUGGCCAUCUUCAGAGGUGUCCCUUGCAGAGUGUCAGAGUGCCUUAUCUGCCCCCACAACGGCUGCUUGCCUAGUCAGACCCAGUCUCAUGUGUUAGGCCAGAUGGUGAGCUGCUGUUCCUCUCCAGUGGAGAAGCUGGGGUGGAGAGGGAGGAGUCCUGUUCCUCCCCUAAGUGCGCUGCUGCAGCCUUUCCUGCCCUCUCCAGACGAGCCCUGGCCAGGGCCGAGGCCACAUGGCUUAAAGAGAAGCAGCAUGUCACUAACUCCAAUAGGUGGCGAGGAGGCUGACUGUCCACCCCAACCCCAUGUGGCUCUAUGUUGGUAGGAGGGCUGUGACUGAACUUCUGGAGGGGACAGAGCCUUCAGUCAUUGGGAUGACUACUAGGUGCCUUUGUCCCAUGACCAGCUCCCCUUCUUUCCAUAUGAGUAGGCAUUUCACUUGUUUAUGAAGCUUGACUUUCAUUAAUCAUAUUCUUAAGAAUCAAAGCCUUCUCUGCUGAAAUGACAUUGUGGUUAAAUGAGCUCUGGGCAGCUUGUCAAAACCUUGGACAGUCCUGACCCUCAGACCUGGGGAGGGCCAAACCAGAAGGCACUGAAUAUCCAUGAUUGUCCUGGAAUCGUGUAACUCUACAUGUGUGGCUGUCCUCAAUAGUGAAUGGCUUUUGAGCACUUGG